AUGGUUGCAACAGUUAUCGAUGCCAUCCUCGGAAACGACGUGUCCACUUUACUCGCUCUCGCAGAGGAGAAUCCAUUGGUAUUGAAGGAGAGAUUACAGAGGGAUACUCUCGGUGGGACGGUUUUGCACUUAGCGACUAAGCUUGGGCAUAAGGAAAUUGUGGAGACUAUAAUUAAGCUUUGUCCUUCUCUUGUCGGAGUUACCAACCUUGAUGGCGACACUCCUCUUCAUUUUGCUGCUCGCUGGGGACAUGCGACCAUUGUGGCUCAGAUAUUAGCGUCUGGAUAUGCUGAGUUCACCGCGCUCAACGAACGAGGAGAAACCGCCUUCGUUGUUGCUUGCCGCUACACUCGCCCCGAUGUCGCUAGUCUUAUAUUGGAAGAAACAAGUUCUAUCACGAUCGGGGAAUUUUAUGCGACGUUUGUUCUUGGAGAAUAUACGGGUUAG
This is a messenger RNA of Arabidopsis lyrata subsp. lyrata, 447 nucleotides long. RefSeq names its product ankyrin repeat-containing protein At5g02620. The transcript has a single exon. Lineage: Eukaryota; Viridiplantae; Streptophyta; Magnoliopsida; Brassicales; Brassicaceae. Gene Ontology annotation, molecular function: protein binding. The record is from RefSeq and is a predicted model, not a curated record. The coding region runs from base 1 to 447 and encodes 148 amino acids.